AUGAAAUACUUCGCCCUUCUCCCGACCUUGGUUUUUGCGGCACGAGUCGUCGCAUUUCCCUCCUACGCCUCGUUGGCCGGUCUUAGCGAGCGCGAAUUGGAUGCCAUUCUUCCUACACUCGAGUUGCGAGAGCCAGCGUUGCCUCCCGGCCCUCUGAAAGACACCUCUGCCAAAUUGGUGAACGACAAGGCGCACCCGUGGAAGCCACUUCGACGAGGUGACAUCCGUGGACCUUGUCCUGGUCUUAAUACGUUGGCAUCCCAUGGAUACCUCCCAAGAAAUGGCAUUGCUACCCCAGCACAGAUCAUCAAUGCGGUUCAGGAAGGGUUCAACAUGGAGAAUGACCUCGCUAUCUUCGUGACAUAUGCAGCACACCUCGUGGACGGCAACCUCAUCACAGAUUUGCUGAGCCUUGGACAUAAGACGCCGCUUACGGGACCCGAUCCUCCACCUCCAGCUAUCGUCGGCGGGCUCAAUACGCAUGCGGUUUUCGAAGGCGACGCUAGUAUGACCAGAGGUGACGCAUUCUUCGGCAACAACCAUGACCUCAAUGCAACGCUCUUCGAUCAGUUCGUUGACUUUAGCAACCGAUUCGGAGGAGGAAAGUACAAUCUUACGGUCGCAGCCGAGCUCCGCUUCAAGCGGAUUCAAGACUCAAUUGCCACCAACCCCCAAUUCGACUUUACUUCACCUCGAUACUUUACCGCCUACGCUGAAUCUGUCUUCCCAAUCAACUUCUUCGUCGACGGACGCCGAAACGACGGGCAAUUGGAUAUGGACGAUGCGCGGGGAUUUUUCCAGCUCAACCGUAUGCCUGACAAGUUUUUCCGUCCGAACGGGACGAGGGGUACACAGGGUCUCGACGAAAUUGCCAUGGCUUAUCCAAUCCAACCAGGAGGCAAUGUCGGCACAGUCAACAGCUACACCUUUGAUCCCACCUCCGCCGAUUUUGACACCUUCUGCCUCCUGUACGAGAACUUCGUCCAGCGAAUCGUCAAGGGGCUCUACCCGAAUCCGACUGGGAAACUCCUUACAGCGUUGAACAUAAACCUUGAUUUCUUCUUCCAGGGAAUCCAGGGCUUGAGCGACGGCGAGUGUACUCAGGUCUUCCCGUACGGGCAGGACUGA
Molecule: messenger RNA, 1128 nt
Organism: Cyclocybe aegerita
Lineage: Eukaryota; Fungi; Basidiomycota; Agaricomycetes; Agaricales; Hemipholiotaceae
Source: the annotation of a GenBank genome assembly